UGAAUCAAACCUGUGCGGCAUUUGCCUGACAAUUAGGGUAGUCACCAGUCAAAAAAUGACAAAAUAAGUUUACUCCGGUUUGAGACAUACACCCAAAUGCCGAAUUUCAUUAUAUUUCAUACAUAUACGUAUUUUCAUUUAUAUGAAAAGUUCAUUUUUUCAAAUUCGUGUAUUUUCAGAAACACCUUGAAACGAGAAACGCGAUCAUAUCAAAGUUUAAUUUGGAGUCUACAAUGAGUGAUUUGUCUGAUGAGGAAGACAAACCAGAUUCUGUCAAUGAAAUUCAAAAAGGUGUAUCAGGCAUUAAGAUCUCCAGUGACACUGAUGACAGGUCACAAAAGAAGACCAAUGUUGACAAAGUAGCUCCUCCACAUUCUUCGACCAAACAGUUCGGAACAAACCAAAAUAAAACAUCGAAAAGUGACCAAAAUAAAACAUCGAAAAGGAAGUCUAGUGCACAUACGGAUGAAAAAGAAAGUGAAAACAGAGAAGAAUGGAGCAGACGAUCGAGAAGAAAAUGUGGAGAAGAAAGUGAUAAUGAAAUAGAAAGUGACAAUGGAGAAGCCAGUGACAAUGGAGAAGAAAGUGACAAUGGAGAAGAAAGUGACAAUGAAGAAGCCAGUGACAAUGGAGAAGCCAGUGACAAUGGAGAAGAAAGUGACAAUGAAGAAGCCAGUGACAAUGGAGAAGAAAGUGACAAUGGAGAAGAACGUGGCAAUGGAGAAGCCAGUGACAAUGGAGAUGAAAGUGACAAUGGAGAAGCCAGUGACAAUGGAGAAGAAAGUGACAAUGAAGAAGCCAGUGACAAUGGAGAAGAAAGUGACAAUGGAGAAGAAAGUGACAAUGGAGAAGAACGUGGCAAUGGAGAAGCCAGUGACAAUGGAGAUGAAAGUGACAAUGGAGAAGCCAGUGACAAUGGAGAAGAAAGUGACAAUGAAGAAGCCAGUGACAAUGGAGAAGAAAGUGACAAUGGAGAAGCCAGUGACAAUGGAGAAGAAAGUGACAAUGAAGAAGCCAGUGACAAUGGAGAAGAAAGUGACAAUGGAGAAGCCAGUGACAAUGGAGAAGAAAGUGACAAUGGAGAAGAACGUGACAAUGGAGAAGCCAGUGACAAUGGAGAAGAAAGUGAAAAUGGAGAAGAAAUUGGUCUUAAAUUUUCUGUUUUGCUCGCAAAUGUGAGGUCCUGUAAAAAAUUGGAGAAGGCCUCACAACUAUGUGCCAAGCUCCACUCAAAUGAUUAUCAAAUAAUCGCAGUUACCGAAUCUUGGCUCCAAGAAUCUGUAUCUUCUGCAUUGUUCACGUCUUUUGGAAUAUCGAUUCAUCGAUGUGAUCGGGAUGUUGCUCUUCACACUAAAAACUCUGGCGGUGGCGUAGCCAUUCUUUUCAAACCACCAUUAGUGGUCACGAAACUUGACAUCCAACAGGAGCAUCAUUACAACGGUCAUCAAUCGGAAGUAUUAGCAUGUCGUGUUUUGAAUCCUGAUUACCCGGGUGCUAGUUUUAAUUUAGUCGUUGUUUAUCGGCCUCCUAUAAACGGUAAAAUUUCUCAAUUAAUUGCCCAUCUCUCUUCAUUUCUUCCCAGCUCAGAAUACGUUUUAAUGGGGGAUUUUAAUUUUAAGGAAAUGUACGAGAAAGGUAGUUAUUCUGUAAACUCCAAACAUGAGUUCAUGAAGUUUGUAAUAUCCAGCAAAAUGACUCAGCAUGUUUGCAAAGCCACACACAACAACAAUAUUCUCGAUCUAGUGUUAUCAUCACCCGGAAUUGUUUUGGAGAAUGUGAAGGUUCAAGAUUGUUGUGUGAAGUCGGACCACAAAUCAGUAUCCUUUUCAGUCACUCCUAAAAACAAACCAGGUUCGAACGAGAGUACCGCUUGCAUUCGUUCUCUAAUUCAUACUGAAACUUUUACUCUGAAUUUUUCACAGUGUGAUUUUAAGAUCUUAGACCGCUGCAUUUCUUCACAAAAUUGGGAAUAUAUCUUAUCGACUCGCAAAACUGAUAGAGUAUGCUACGAAAAGUUCAUUACUGUGUUUGUUGAUUUAGUUAAAGUGUUCACACAGAAAAACACUCAAAUUCAAAACAAAGAAUCUGUUCAAUCAUUUAGAAGAAACAAUUUUGAGGAAUUGGGAAUGAUUCCAAAAUAUGACAAAAAUCUCAAUAAUGAAAAACACAAUAUCCUUGAUUUGAUGAUUGACGAUAAACUUAUUUCACGAAAUUCAGGAAAAGCCUCGUGUUUUGCCUCUAUCUUCUCUUCAAAAUUUAAAGAUCAGAACUCCACCCAAAUACCAGAAAAUACCGAUAAUAAAACUAUCAAUGCAUCUCAAAUUUUUGAGCAAUCUAUGGUCAAGCAAGCACUUGAACAUGUAACACCUAGAUUUCAUUUCGACAAAACAAAUAUCUUAGUUUUAAACAAUUGUGCCAACUCACUAGCCGCACCUCUUUCACGCAUUCUCAGAAACAUUUUCGAAACUGAAGAUUACCCUGAAUCCUGGAACCACUGUAUUGUAAUUCCAGAUCCUCCUAAGAUCAGAGAAUUAAUCAGAGAUCCUAAAAAUUAUGCAUUGAACUACUAUUUUGAUCCUUUCCUGGGAGUAAUGGAGAAAGUAAUUUGUGACUUUCUUCAAAAAGAGAACGAACAUAAAUUCAGCCCUAGAACAAAAGACCCAACUCAUUGCAAAUAUGAAGAGUAUGUAGAAGCUCAUAAACGAGUCGACCUCAUCCACUUUAAGUUGAGUACGGCUUUUGAUAAAGUUCCCCACGAAUUUCUGAUUUCAAAGCUCAACGAUUUCAACGUUCAUCCCACUUUACGUAACUGGUUCAGAAAACUCAUGUCCCCAAAAACUUUUUCUGUUCAAGUAAAUGACCAUUUGGAAUCUGAAAAACAUAAUUGUCAGAUAGGAGCCCCGCGAGGCAGUGAAUCUAGGCAGUUCAUGUUUCUCGUAUUUAUCAACAGUCUUUUAUGUGAAAUUCCAAUUAACAUUUCGUGUUCUGCGUGUGCAAUUAGCGAAGAUCUUGAGAUCUAUUCCCAUGAACCCAUUAUGAUUGAAAAAAGUCUUAGAAAAAUUGAGGACUGGUCCACUUCCAACAAACUAACUAUCGAUUCAAAUGAUAUUGUUCGGUAUGACAGGGGUAAACAAUCAGAAAACGGUUUUAAAUUUAAAAAAAAUCUUAUCAGACCUGCUGGGAAAAUAUAUUAUUGUUAGUUCCUUUGCAGUUCAGUUUAUAUAGUUUUUUUUGUUUGUUCUCACUUUCCACAAAUCGAAAACUUUGUUUGAUAUGCCUUAUCUUCCUUUUUCAAUUAAUUGUUCCCAAUUCUAUUGUCCUCUUCUUGGUUUCUUUUUGCUCCUUUUGUUUUAUGUAUUGAUUUUUAUGAAUGAAUGAAAUA
Messenger RNA from Caenorhabditis elegans, 3382 nucleotides. RefSeq names its product Reverse transcriptase domain-containing protein (gene Y113G7B.12). NCBI's taxonomy places the organism in Eukaryota, Metazoa, Nematoda, Chromadorea, Rhabditida, Rhabditidae. The record is from RefSeq and is marked reviewed. Gene Ontology annotation, molecular function: catalytic activity. The transcript is spliced from 4 exons. Bases 234 to 3200 code for a protein of 988 amino acids.